Molecule: messenger RNA, 3330 nt
Organism: Aureobasidium subglaciale EXF-2481
Lineage: Eukaryota; Fungi; Ascomycota; Dothideomycetes; Dothideales; Saccotheciaceae
Exons: 2
Coding region: 1-3330 (1109 amino acids)
Biological process (GO): SREBP signaling pathway
Cellular component (GO): Golgi membrane; endoplasmic reticulum membrane
Molecular function (GO): protein binding; sterol binding
Source: RefSeq, a predicted model, not a curated record
AUGCUGUGGUAUCUGCUUUCCCCAAUUAGAGGGACGAGUGAUCCUCCUCGCUUGAGAUCCGACCACCCGAUUAGGAGAGCAUUCUACCGACACGGACUUAUCACAGCUCGAUACUGGCUUCUAUGCAUGCUGGUAUCAGUUUCUGUUGGUGUCUCUCUGAUAUAUCCGACCGUAUUCCAAUCGGACUUUCCUGCUGCUGGUCUCAGUGGACUACCCCAUCAUGUCUGGGCUUCAACACGGGCUUUCCCUGGCGAUGCCAACAAGCCUCACGAUCUCGAGAUGCGACAAAUAUGGAUUCAUGGAAGCUACAUGAAAGCGCUUGACAAGGAAUUGCUUCGAGAUGUCUUCGUCUUACAAAGUGCCAUACUUGGGGAUGCCAAUGAGGCCCACGUUCCUGACGCUCACAGUAUUGCUCACCCAAACUGGGGUUACCAUUCACCACUUACAUAUUGGAACAAUUCGCUGGCUCGAUUGGAAGCAGAUCCGGACAUUCUGUUGACAGUCAACGAGAACACGUGUCAGCCUUCUUUCUUGAACUUCACUCUUCGACCAUUAUCUGUGUUUGCAGGAAAGGCUUUCUCCGGUUCACGACUAGAAGCAGCAGAUGCUCUGAUCAUCUCCCUAUUCAAUCGUAAUAAUGAUCCGAAAGGAGAAAUGUGGCAGCGAAACAUACAAAUAGUUGCUAGCCAAUCUUCUGGCCUGCCGAUACAGUACCAACGGAAUGGCAGCCCUGAGCACAGCCAAUUGUUCGAGUAUCGCAUCCAGCCACUCAGCUUCCGUCAGAACUCCCUCCUGGCUAUGGCGUACGGCAUCAUAUUCAUCUACGUCGGCUUAAGUCUAAGGAGGUUGAAAGCCUUCCACAGUCGCUUUGGUCUGGUGGUGACGGCUAUCACCCAGAUGACAACUUCGAUUCUUGCGAGUUUUACCAUAUGUGGGCUACUGCAAAUUAAUCUCGCCCAGAUACCCCAGGAGGCAUACCCGUUCGUCGUAUUGGUUAUUGGCCUCGAGAACAUCUUCAGACUUAUCAAUGCUGUUGUGGCAUAUCCACCGGAGAUGAUGAACACACAACGUAUCGCCAAUGGAAUGGCUGACAUCGGUCAUUCUUCGUUGGCCUCAGCGGCACAAAAUUUACUCAUCCUUUGGUUGCUAUCCCUGGUCGUGUCUCCUGGAGUAGCGGCGUUCUGUGCAUUUGCCGCUGUGGCACUUCUCUUCGACUACUUUUUCCUACUUACGUUCUUCCUUGCCGUUCUUAGCGUGGAUAUACGGAGACUGGAGUUGCAGGACUCAAUCACAAGAAGUGGGAGUGUCCCAAAGCAAAAGUCGAGACCAAAGCAUCAUCGUACUCACAGCCAUCAUCAUGCUACUCAUCGCUCCGAAAAACAUACUUGGAUAGAUGCACUAAUUCAUGGAAGAGUACCAUUCUCAACACGUAUGGCCGGGUCCGCCGUCACGAUAAGCUUCGUCAUGGCUCUAAAUUGGCAUCUGACGGCUCAUGGACCACGCACUUCGGCGUCUGGCGUCUUUCCAGGGCUUUUCGAAAAGCAGGCUUUACCAAUGACUGCAUUUGAUGGAACAUCGCCCCCUCCUACAGAUCAAAGUCGCCAUCCCGCGACUUGGCUUCGGACACAGGACUACGAGAAUGCUGUCCACUUUAUGAAGGUGGUCAAGCCUGGAGCUCAAGGCUUCGUCGCCAAGAUAUAUGACCCGCUGGUGAUAACACUCGGAGGAGCGGACCGAAGCGGCAUAUUAUACCGCAAGGAGACAUGGCUACAGUCUCUACGUGGGGUCGCUACACAACACUUUUAUCCUACGGCCAUCGCGGUUGUAUUCGUCGUGGCCUUUGUCACAGUGCUGAUGAACUUUCUGCUGUGGGACGACAGAGCUGAAGAUGCAGAGUACGAGAAUGGAGGCGACAAUCUUCCAUUGACAGUAGAUGCAAUCGAGACUGGGCACAUGUUGGACGUUGUCAAGAUAACUGGUUGCCGACAAGGUCACAUGCUGUCAAUAGGACUUGAUCGGACAAUCUCCAUCUUACUGUUCAAGCCAGUGAGCAACUCCUAUAUGACGAUACAUCCGUCGCCAAGUCAGUGCGGAAGAAUCAAAUGGCCUAUACACGCUUGCAGCAUCAGCGACAAAGGCGAUUGGAUGGCAGUACUUGGUGAUGAUGGUCGGGUCUCGCUCGGAAAUCUGUCGCGAGGUGAAUUCACGCACGACUUUCAAACAGACAGCGAAGAGCGGCUGCCACUUCUCUUCGAGUUCAUCCCUUCUCCAUCAACGCCCAAUGGACAAGGGGUGUCCUUUGCUGUUGUCUCGGCAGACGGAAAAUUGACGGAGUUCCACACGCACAACAACUCGAUACAGACCUUCCGAGUAUCAGAAGGAGAGCUACUGGCUGCCUCGUUUAGCUUAGCACAGCGACACUUGCCCAAAAUCAUCCUCCUGCAUCCUGAUGGACACAUAUCGGCAUUGCAAAAAGCCUCGGGUAUGUGGACCUUCAAAGAGAUGCCUCUAGGGUAUCCACGACCGCUAGCAGACCGAACAGCUGGUGCCAGUGCAUGCCUGCACACGAUCGACGAAGUCGAGGCAUCGCUUAUCUGCACAACUAAUACCAUCACAUUACUGCAUACACCCACUGUGCGACAAUCUGGCUCUUUCAACAUCCCAAACGUCAAGCCUAAUAGUGUGCGUGUCUUACACACAGGCAGGAAUCAGUGUCUGAGUUGUGGCGGCAUGACUGCGAGCAGUCUAUCCCUCGUAUUCACAGAUGUCGAGACUAGGGAGUGUGUCGUGCGUAGCUACGCAGCACAGGGCGAACCAUUCAAGCCUCUUGGUCUGUUUACAGAAGAUCUCGUCUGCAACUGCGCCGCCAAGUUUCACUGGGAGAAGAAUGAGCACAGGCUUCCAGAGGCUGGGUCAUGGGAGUCAACGACGGAAGCAGUUGUCGGACUGCGCAGGAAGCCACAAAGUCCGCCCUCAUCUCCCGUCAUCUUGCCGAAGGACAGUGGGAACUUGUUGCGCCGAAGACGACGAGGUACUGGAGCUAGCUCAUCGUCAGGCGAUGAGAACGAGCAAUGGGAAGCUUAUCUGUACUCGGCAUCUGGCGAGCUGCACACAGUACCCAUCGAUAUGUCGGGAGAAAAUCAGCUGUAUGCAACAAGAGCUGGCCCAGCAUGCCAGCUCGGCUAUCGCUCGGUAGCCAUCGUACUAGGCAGCACAGUAUAUGUGGUGAAAGUGUGGGAUAACUGGGCAGACAAAGGCGCUAAAGGGGUAUCGGAUGGAGGAUCACAACCACUGCUCUCGCGAAAGAGGUGGACCAGGAAGGCUCAAUAG